AUGGAGUAAAAUUAUUAUAUAGGCCAUUAAAUACGUACAUUCUUAAUAAAUUAUUGUUGAAUUUAAUAUUAGAAUUGUUAAGAAUCACGCAGAAUCAGGUUAAAAAAUCAACAAACGAGUAGAAAAUGUUACAAUAGAAAUAAAAGCAUAUUAUGAAUAUGUAAUAAAAAUUUAGUCAUAUUACAUUGUCACAAUAUACUGGUUAGAAUUGAAAUUAAAUUUAGGUAUAAAAUUAUAAAUAAUCUUUAGCACAGUAUGUUCUAUUUAAAUGUUUUUUUAUGCUAUUAUUUCUUUAAUUGUUGAAAAUUAUAUGUAAAUUAUAUGAUAAUUAUUUGAUUAAAUCUUACUUUGAGUUGAAGCCAAAAAUGCAAAAAUCUUAAAAAUUCAAAACACAAACACAAAUCUAAUAACUGUUGAUUUAAAUUUUUACCCGAGGACUUCUGGAUGAUUUUUUUGGAUAAUACUUUCUUUUUUACGAACGAGGUGUGCUUCCUUCCGCCAUUCUUCCAGUUUAGAAAUCGAUCGUGAGAAAUAUCGAUAUGUUUGAGAAUCGUAUAUAUUCCGAUAUGUUUGAGGAAGUGUAUAUUCCGCCUUUCACCGUUGGCGCUGUUACUAACUAAUUUCAAAUCCAAUACGCGCGCAUUUCGCACGAAAUGUUAACUUGGAAUAAAAAAUGAAAAAUUCUGAUCUAUAUCAAAUACACAGUUUGUGAGAAUUUCAUAAAAAAAGAAAUUGUAGGACAAUUUCUUUUUUUUCUCGAAAAUUGUAAAAAUUCAAACGUCUCACUAAAGGUUUGUGUCUGAAUUAUUAGGUUAAAAUUAAAUUUUAUAUUCAUGUACCUCUGAACUGGUUCGAACUACAUUUGAAAACUACAUUUAGAUUUAAAAAAUCGAUUUUAGAUGUGAGUUGCUAAUAUACAGUUUUGAAUUGAUUAAUUAUUGACAAUUAUUAUAAGUAGGUGUAUGUCCCAUUGUUGGAUGGGAACCAAUGAUUGACACCGGAUUUAUGUUACGUUAAUUACAAAUUUUUAACAAAAUAUUAAUUAAUACAAUUAAUUUAACACAAGGAAAAAUCAACAAUUUAGAAUUAGAAUUUAAAUUCCAUGAUAUAUUAAUUUUUUUAAUACUUAUUACAAUUUACAAUAUUUCAAGUUUUGUCGCUCAUUUGUAUACAGUUGUAUACGCCGUGGACAAAAGUGGACUCGCAUGCACAUGUCGCUCAUUUACAGUUGUAUAUGCCGUGGACAAAAGUGAGGUUAUAUAUACAAAAAGAAACAGACUGAGGGUUAGUCUAGAGGAUUAAUUAGAGGAAACGAAUGAAAAGAAAAGUGUCAAGAAGUUAGAUAACUUUUCUUUAGGGAGUCAAUUCCAAUCUUUCUCGAGAAAUGGAUGACGAAGCUGAAACGUACAAAUUGUGGCGAAUAAGGAAAACAGUAAUGCAACUGUGUCACGAUCGAGGUUACUUGGUUACCCAAGACGAACUGGAUCAAACUUUGGAACAGUUCAAGGAACAAUUCGGGGACAAACCGAGUGAAAAGAGACCAGCUCGCAGCGAUCUCAUAGUUUUAGUUGCCCAUAAUGACGAUCCAACAGAUCAGCUUUUCGUAUUCUUUCCAGACGAACCAAAGAUUGGAAUUAAAACCAUUAAAACGUACUGUCAGCGUAUGCAAGAAGAGAAAAUCCAUAGAGCUAUCAUUGUUGUACAACAAGGAAUGACGCCAUCAGCUAAACAGUCAUUGGUGGAUAUGGCGCCAAAAUACAUAUUAGAACAAUUUUUAGAAUCGGAAUUGCUUAUUAAUAUCACAGAACACGAGUUGGUACCUGAGCACAUUGUGCUCACACCAGACGAGAAGGAAGAAUUACUCACCAGAUAUAAACUAAAAGAGAAUCAAUUAAUGCGUAUACAGGCUGGUGACCCUGUGGCUCGUUACUUUGGUUUGAAACGUGGACAAGUUGUAAAAAUUAUUAGGCCUUCCGAGACUGCUGGUAGAUAUAUUUCAUAUAGACUU
Heterotrigona itama is the source of this 2008-nucleotide messenger RNA. NCBI's taxonomy places the organism in Eukaryota, Metazoa, Arthropoda, Insecta, Hymenoptera, Apidae. The record is from the annotation of a GenBank genome assembly.